This is a messenger RNA of Lolium rigidum, 2748 nucleotides long. RefSeq names its product putative receptor protein kinase ZmPK1. Gene Ontology annotation, biological process: recognition of pollen; protein phosphorylation. The transcript has 3 exons. Gene Ontology annotation, molecular function: protein serine/threonine kinase activity; ATP binding. Lineage: Eukaryota; Viridiplantae; Streptophyta; Magnoliopsida; Poales; Poaceae. The record is from RefSeq and is a predicted model, not a curated record. The coding region runs from base 1 to 2748 and encodes 915 amino acids.
AUGCCUGAAAGCAGCCUCACCGUGCAAUGGAUCGUCGACGAAGUAGUCAGCGUAGAGCAUGCAGAAAGCGAGGAUGAGCAGGUGCUCCUCGUCUUAGCCGGCGGCAGCCGUUUCUUCUUCAAGAAGCUCGGUGAACAUCUGCUCCUCCUCCUCCUCCUCGUCGGAGUCCAUGUCCUGCCAGUAAUCUCCACCGUCCUGUCCAAAUCACCAGGUGAUGCCACGAUGAGAUCCAUCAUCAUCCUAGUGCUCGUGAUCACUGUCAGUUUCAGCUUGCUGCUUCCAUGUCAUCUCGCUGCCACAGCAGCGCGCCGUAGUGUGCUCCCCCGCGGUGCGUCGAUCGCUGUCGAGGACCAUGAGACCGACUUCCUAGGCUCGCCGGACGGCACGUUUAGAUGUGGCUUCUACCUCGUGUCCCCGACGGUCUUCACCUUCUCCGUCUGGUUCGCGGGCGCCAAGGAAAGCGCCGUCGUUUGGACCGCCGACCGCUUGCGCCCCGUCCACAGCAAGGGCUCCCGCCUCACGCUCGACAAACACGGGGGCGCGCUCGUCCUCACCGACUACGACGGCGAGCCGGUCUGGAACUCCAGUUCGGCCGGCGCACCGGCGGCCUCGCGCGUCCGGCUCGACAACAGCGGUAACCUCGUCGUGGAGGAUGCACACGGGAAUCCGCUGUGGCAGAGCUUCGAAUCCCCGACGGACACACUGCUCCCGAGGCAGCCGCUCACUGCCACGACACGCCUGGUGUCGCGCGCCGAUGGCGGCAGCGACGGGCGGCUUCUUUCCUCCGGCUACUACAGCCUCGGGUUCAGCGACUACGCCAUGCUCUCCCUCUUCUACGACAAUGGCAACUUCUCCAGCAUCUACUGGCCCAACCCCUACAACAACUACAUCGACAACAAACGCAGGAUCUACAACUUCUCCCGCGAGGCCGCCAUGGACGCGCUGGGCCAGUUCUUCUCCAGCGACAACGCCAACUUCCAGACGGCGGACUUGGGCGCCGCCGGCAUGAGGAGGAGGCUGACGCUGGACGCCGACGGCAACCUCAGGGCUUACAGCCUGCACGCGACCAAAGGGACGUGGGCCGUGUCGUGGAUGGCGUUCGGUAACCCCUGCAUCAUCCACGGUGUGUGCGGUGCCAACGCGGUGUGCCUCUACGCGCCGGCGCCGUCCUGCGUCUGCGCCCCAGGCCACGAGCGCGCCGACCGGAGCGACUGGAGUAAAGGGUGCCUGCCGAUGUUCCGGCAGCACGACUGCGCGACACCGACGAAGCUGAUGGAGCUUCCGCAUACCGACUUUUGGGGCUACGACCUCAGCGACGGCGAGAGAACGACGUUCGACGAUUGCGCCAAGAGGUGCCGGGAGCGCUGCUCGUGCGUGGGGUUCCAGCACAAGGAGCACAGCAACAUGGAGUGCUACCUCAAGAGCGUCCUCUUCAACGGCAGGACGUUCCCAGGCUUGCCGGGGACGGUGUACAUCAAGGUCCCGGCCGACUUUGUCGUGCCGAAGAUCCACGUCCACCAAUGGCAAGAGCAUGUACAGGGUCCGCUUCACUUCUUGGAGGAUAACGUCACCGGCUGCACCAGCCCCCAAGGGCACCUCCUCCUCAACGUCUCUGCCUUGUCACAGGAGCACGGCCGCGAUGCGGCGGCGAAGCCGGUGUGGCCAUACCUGUACGGUUUCCUGUCUGCUAUGUUCGUGGUCGAGGCCGUCGUGAUAGGGCUCGGCUGCUGCUGCCUCUUCUCCAAGAAGGGGCUGUUCAGGCCGUCCUCUCCGGUGUACCCCAUGGACGAAGGCUACAAGCUCAUCCUCCUCACGAGCAGCUUCCAGCGGUACAGCUACGCGGCGAUCAAGAAGGCCACGGCGAACUUCGCCGACGUGAUCGGCCGCGGCGGUUCCGGCGUGGUGUACAAGGGCAUCCUUGACGACGGCCGUGUCGUGGCCGUCAAGGCACUGACGACGAGCAUCAGUCGCUGCCAUGGCGAGGAGGAGUUCGAGGCGGAGCUGAGCCUGAUCAGCCGGAUCUACCACAUGAACCUGGCGAGGAUAGUCGGCUGCUGUUCCCAAGGCAAGCACCGCAUCCUAGUCUCCGAGUUCAUCGAGAACGGCUCGCUCGCCACCAUGCUGUUCCCCGACGACAACGACGAUCACGACGUCCUCGGGUGGAGCCAGCGGUUCCGGAUCGCCGUCGGCGUGGCCAGGGGCCUGGCCUACCUGCACAGCGAGUGCCUCCAGUGGAUCAUCCACUGCGACAUGAAGCCAGAGAACAUCUUGCUGGACCGAGAUCUGGAGCCUAAGAUCACCGACUUUGGGCUCGCCAAACUUCUUGACCGCCGGCGCGACGGUUCUGGUUCUGGUGCUCGCACGGCCGGGCUGAACAACUCGAACCCGUCGCGUCGGAUCAGGGGAACGAGGGGGUACAUGGCGCCGGAGUGGGUGUCGAACCUCGACGUCAGCGACAAGGUGGACGUGUACAGUUUCGGCGUCGUGCUGCUGGAGCUAGUGAGAGGGGUCAGGGUGGCGGACGGCGGCGAAAAUACGGAUGUCAGGGCCGUCACGAAGGCUGCGCGCGAGAAGAUGCGAUCCGGCUGCGUGGAGGAUCUCGUGGACGAACGGCUCGCCGGCGAGUUUAGCCGUUCGCAGGUGGAGGUGCUGCUUGGGACUGCCUUGUCGUGCUUGGAGGAGGAGAGGAGCCGGCGGCCGAGCAUGAGCGCUGUGGUGCAGGCGCUCAUCUCUGUUGAAGAUGCGUGA